This is a messenger RNA of Cynoglossus semilaevis (tongue sole), 3058 nucleotides long. RefSeq names its product coiled-coil domain containing 171 (gene ccdc171). The record is from RefSeq and is a predicted model, not a curated record. Lineage: Eukaryota; Metazoa; Chordata; Actinopteri; Pleuronectiformes; Cynoglossidae. The transcript is spliced from 21 exons. The annotation marks the transcript as partial.
UGUUUUGCUUUUUUCUUCUUCUACACUAGAAAUUUCGGCAGAGCCAGCGAAGCUGGUCGUUAGACGGAAGUGACGACAUAGACGGCAAAGCUUGUGUCGUUUUCAAACCGCUCCGGAUCAAAUGUUGAGGGACGUUUGCCCAAAGAAGCGAAGAUGCAAACCGAGCCAGCGGAGACGAGGAGACUCUCUGGCCGGGGCCAACGAGGGGAAAGCCGGCUCACCAGAGCUGAGUCCCGGAGAAAAGACCCGGUGUCCGCGGUCACUGGUAUGAGGUCGACCCAGACGCCCAUAAGCCCAGAAAAGAAGAAGGGAGGACAUAAAGGAGAGACAGGAGGUGCAGGUUGGAGUGAGGAGGUGGAAUUGAUGAGGUGGAGGGUGAAUCAGCUGGAGAAGGAUAAACUGGAGGUGACGUCCAGACACAACCAGGAGGUGUGUGUGUUGGAGACGGAGCUGACUCGCCUGAGGUCAUUGGUGGAGCGAGGUGAAGCUCAGAGGGCGGAGCUUCAGUAUCAGCUAGCGGCAAGUCAGAGAGAGUCAACCCAGGUCACAGAGCUGAGGAGAGACAAGCAGUUGUUGACAGAGAGAGUAACACAGCUGCAGCAGACUGUACAGGAGCUGCAGAAGGUUCUGGAAAUCAUGCAUCGGUCUCGGGAAGAGGACCAGCAUGCUUUGCAGCAGGAAGUGGAGAAACGAGACAAACUGAUCCAGAGCCUCAGCUCUGAAAACAGACAACGACAGAGGAUUCUGCAGGAGCAGGAGGAGGCUCUGCAGGAGCUACACCGGAGGAUGGAGGAGUUGCAGAGACAACAGGAGGAGAAGCUGAAAAAGCUGAGGGAGAGCCACGACACCAGCAGGAGGGAAAAGGAGCAGGAGGCAGAGCAACGGCUCAGGGCUCUCGAGUCCAGUCUGGAGGCGGAGCGAGGAGCUCACCUGGAGACAAAGCUGCGAGUGAGAGACCUUGAGGCUGCACUGGUGUUGGAGUGCUCCGGUCAGCAGGAGGCGCAAUGCAGCCUGGAGCUGCUGAGGGUGCAGUUCAGGGAGGUGGAGAGAGCCUACAACCUGGAGAGAGAGAGGAGCAGCAGCUGUGAGGGCGCUCUAGAGCAGCUGCAGACGGAGUACGAACAGUAUAAAUCUCACCUCAGCGCAGCUUCAGAAGCAGAGAAGAGGAGAAACUCUGAGCUUUCAGAGAAACUGGAGGAGGAAGUGAAAAGACACGAAGACACGCGGUUAUUACUAGAGCAGGCUGCGAAGAUCAGACGUGAUACUGAAGAUCUUUACGCCACCUUCGUCCAGCAGAUCGUAGAAGCACUCAGACAUCACAGACUCUCAGGCUGUAGUCCUGCUGCAGUGCAUGAUGGGAAGCCCAGUCCUCCGUCUGAAGCUCUGCGGGCGCUGAAGACAACGCUGGCUGCAUCUGAGCAGCGUCUGGAGGAAACAGAGGAGCAGAUCCAGGAUCAGGUGUUGCUGUCAGAGAGGCUGCAGCAGGAGAACCAGACGCUGCAGCAGCUGACUUCAGAUCAGUCCGCACACAUACAGAAAUCUCAGGAGGCUCUGGUGCAACUUGAGGAAGAAGUGAAACGUCUGCGACAGGAGAGCUCUGAUUGGUCGACACAGAGUCACCGUCUGGAGGAGGAACUGCAAAGAGAGAGGGAGGAGAGAGCAAGAGAGGUUAAGAAGACAAGACAGGACUUUGAGGAAGAGUCAAAGGUCCGACUCUCUUUCCUCUACUGUCUGUACCAGCGCCUCCUAGCUGGCUGCGUCCUCAUAGGUCCGCCACACAGUAUCCUUGGUAACUUCACCUGGAAGGAGCUGUGUGAUGUCAUCAGUGAACACGUGGACCAGCAGACAGCCGACCUGCAGAAGGCUAAGGAGGAGAUUUCAAAUCUUCAGGCUGUGAAUGAUAAAAAGAGCGCAUGCAUGCGUGAGCUGCAGUGCCACCAGCAGCGAGCGUUCUCCCAUCUGGAGGAGAGCGUGAGGAGGAGAGAAGACGCCUGGAGCCAGAAGCUGCAGGUUUCUCGCUCUCAAUGUGAAUCCCUGCGCCACCACAUCUCCACCCUGGAACGCCGUCUACGGGUCUAUGUCUCCAAGAGCCGCGGUAAUUCCUCCUCUCUCCUAAUAGCCUGCACCCUGCUGGCCGGGGCAUUGAAACACACCCACCAGCGGUUUGUAACGCUCCGAGAACACAAAAGACUAUUGUGCCGGCAUUUAGCAGAGAGGGAGGCGCUGGAGGAGGAGGUAAGACAACUGGCUGAUGCACUGGAAGGAGAAGGAGACAAGAAGGAGGAGGAGAAGACAAGAGGAAGGGGUUUGAUCAGAAGGUGGAGGAUAAGUGUUUGUGCUGUGCUGGCUGUAAGGAGGUGGUGUGUGUUAACUCAGAAGACAACGGUGAAGUUUCACCUGGAGAGAGGAGGCGCCGGUUUGGCUGUUUGUACAAUCGAAAAACAUAGUGAAGCAGAUCGUGAUGACGCUCGUUGGCUUCGCUCUAAACAGCUCUUCACAACAAUAAAAUAUUGCAUGACUGAUCUGCAGAGGGCGCUAGCACACACUGACUCCACCUCUCGAGAGCUCAGCGCUGCGGCUAGUUCUUCUUUAUCCCGCCUCAUGGAUCGCAUCCUAGACCAAUCAGAAACAGCCUGUGAAGAUAACGAGGACACACUGAUCAAACGUCUGGAACAUGGCCUCGACAAACUCACUCCUCCUGAGUCCAACACAAAGGUCUUGGUGUCGACCCUCCAACAUCACUUCCUCCGUUUCAGCCAACGGCUGCACUCAGCUGAGUUAGAGAGGCGGAGCCUGAGGGUGGAGGCAGCCAAUCAGAAAAGAGGAUUGGUACAGGCGAAAGAUCCCACUGGGGAGAUGGUUUCUCUGGAGCAUUUCCACCGUGUUUGCUCAGAGCUGCAUCAGGCUCUGAACAGAGAACAAGAAACUCAGACACUGAUCCAGGAACAGACAUCGCGUCUUCAGGUGCUGCAGCAGCAGCAGCAGCAGCUAGGUGGCGCCCUCACCUCAAAGCAGCAGCAGCUAGCAAUGAGCCACGUCACACAGGCUCUGUCAGAGG